Molecule: messenger RNA, 1476 nt
Organism: Alosa alosa (allis shad)
Lineage: Eukaryota; Metazoa; Chordata; Actinopteri; Clupeiformes; Clupeidae
Product: zinc transporter 10-like
Exons: 4
Coding region: 1-1227 (408 amino acids)
Biological process (GO): detoxification of zinc ion; manganese ion transport; intracellular zinc ion homeostasis
Cellular component (GO): membrane
Molecular function (GO): zinc ion transmembrane transporter activity
Source: RefSeq, a predicted model, not a curated record
AUGGGGCGCUACAGCGGAAAAACAUGUCGCUUAAUUUUCAUGCUUGUCAUCAGUGUCAUAUUCUUCGUGGCUGAGAUCGUCGCUGGGUUCAUGGGGAACUCUAUAGCACUUGUAUCAGACUCCUUCAACAUGCUAUCGGACGUUCUGUCUUUAUGCGUGGGCUUGACGGCCUCAUGGGUGUCGCGUCGUGCCGGAUCAGGGCGCUCCACAUACGGUUGGGUCCGGGCUGAGGUGGUUGGUGCUCUGGCCAACGCCGUCUUCUUGGCCGCCCUGUGCUUUUUUGUUUCGGUGGAGGCGAUUAAACGACUUGCCCGGCCAGAGGCCAUUGACGAUCCUAAACUGGUUCUCGUGGUCGGCGCCCUAGGGCUCUCUGUUAACACUGUUGGGCUGUUAAUUUUCCAGGACUGCCGUAGUUGUUGGUGCUUGGGCUCCCGGAUGAAGAGAGCCCAUGAAUCAACCAAAUCAGACGGGGGAUGUGAGAUGAACGGCGAGGCAGGUGCGGUCAGUGAGCCACCACAGAAAGAGGGGCAGCCCUUCAAUAUCAGAGGUGUGCUACUUCACAUUCUAAAUGAUGCGCUGAGCUCCAUGGUGGUGGUGGUGACCUCGGCCCUGUUCUACGUAUGGCCCCUGGACCCUGGGGCCAAGUGUAACUGGCAGUGCUACGUGGACCCCAGCCUCACUCUCAUCAUGGUGGUCAUCAUCAUGUCCUCUGCUGCCCCGCUGCUUAAGGAGACAACCACCAUGCUGCUGCAGAUGUGCCCGGCUGACCUGCCUCUGGCUGCGCUCGUGGAUGAAGUGUGCCUACUUCCUGGAGUGCUGGGGGUUCAUGAUGUCCACGUGUGGGAAUUAUGCAAGGGCCGGCUUGUGGCCACCCUCCACGUGCACUGUUCUCCUGAACUCCAGGGCGGCGGCGCCGCCUUUACCUCCCUCUCCCGUCAGAUGCGCCAAAUCUUCCACCGGGCUGGGGUGCACAGCCUCACCCUCCAGCCCGAGUUUGGUGAGCCCCAGCCGGGGAAGGGCGUCUGCGCAGCCACUUGUCUGGAACCCUCCUGCCAGAAGCUGUCCUGCUGCCCGCACGCCACCCGACAACAGACUGCCGUGAGCCAGAACAAUGGGCACCCUCUGCUGCCCCUCACAGAGGUGUCCGUGGACAGGCCUGACAGCACCAGCACCUUGCUGAGGGAACGGGCAGGAGCGAGCAAGACCGUCCAAAGCACAGAGUUUUAGAGCUACUCCAUCGCUGAGGGUAGAAGAUGCUGCUCCAGAGUUGACACACGCUUCAUUCCUACUGUAGUGAGACUGAGGAGUACUGAACAACUGGCUCUUUCUUUUGAAAGAUGUCCAUGGACUGAGGAUCAAAAGGACCAUAUGCCUGUAGGACAAUCUGUACAUUUGAAUAGUUCAAAUGGCCAAUGUGUAUGUUUGGACCAAAUAUGUACUGUACAAAUGUGCCUUCCCUUUCUCAACUGUCUGCCA